This is a messenger RNA of Hemisphaericaspora subhashii, 1203 nucleotides long. Its product is annotated as Golgi transport complex subunit. Gene Ontology annotation, cellular component: COG complex. Bases 1 to 1203 code for a protein of 400 amino acids. NCBI's taxonomy places the organism in Eukaryota, Fungi, Ascomycota, Pichiomycetes, Serinales, Debaryomycetaceae. The transcript has a single exon. Gene Ontology annotation, biological process: intra-Golgi vesicle-mediated transport. The record is from RefSeq and is a predicted model, not a curated record.
AUGAAUAAUAAUGAUAUAGAAUUCAAGAAUGAAUUGGAAGACUUUGAAGCUUUCCUCGAAUCUGAUUUCGAGCCACUCCAAUUUGCUAAUGAAUUAUUACUAGCUACCAAUGGUAACGAUAAUCCAGAAUUAGAUCUAGCCACGCCAAUCAAGAAAUUAAGAUUCGAUAUUGAUGAAUGUGAUAAACGAAUGAGUUCAAUUGCUUCAUCCAAUUAUGAAUCAUUAGUGGCGAACUUUUCAAAAAUCGAAGGAUUACAACUGAUUUUAACUGAUAGGAUGAAUCCAGCUGUAGAACAAGUGAAUGCUCCCUUUAAAAGAAUUAAACAAGAGAUAAUUGAACCAUAUGAAGAAGCAGUUAAAUUAAACAAUGCACUCAAGAGAAUUCAUUUAACUUUAGAUCUUUUACGAAGUGCCAGUUUUUUCAUAUUUUUAAUUCAACAAUUGGAGGAAUUACAAAAACCAGGUGCUAGAAAUGCAGCAGAAGAAUCGGGAAAUAAAGAUCUUGUUAGGUUGGCCAAAUUACAUGUACAAAUCAAACAAUUAUAUGAGAAUGCCGUAUUGGAAAAGAGUAAAGAUGUUAAUAUAUUAUCUAUCAAAUUGAUUCGAGAUUAUCAACCAACUGAGACUACCAGGCGAGCAGCAUUAAUCUCGGAAUGUAGUCAAAUAUUGAACAAAGAAUUUAAUCAUCAAAGUGGAAUUAACGAAAAGAAUCAACAAUUACAAACUAAUUUAAUGGCAUUGUAUAUUUUAAACAAAAAAGAAUUCUUUAAUGUUUUUGAUAAGGCAACUAUCGUCAGACAAGUCAAUACUGCUGGUGGACAACUUUCAAGGGCUUUGCAAUCACCCAGAAAUUUUACUGCCAUAAUGUCUGAAGUCAAGGAAGGAGCCAAGGAAUAUUUUGAUAAAUUAGAAGAACUUUUAUCAGUGUGGCAUGUAUUUAAAGAAAAUGAAGAUGAAAGGAUAUCAUUUCUAAAGGAGAUUUUGUUAUAUUAUAAAGAGAAUUCUUUAUCAGAUAUCUUUUGGAGUAAGCUAGCACUUAAAUUCAAAAAGAAUAUUGCUGCUACUAUGGCCAGAGGUGGACCAAUUGCCAAAAACUUAAGAAUCUAUUUUGAAGGAUUGAACAAUUCUAUUCUGGAAACAUUCACUUCUGAAUAUGAACGAGAAUUGAUGUUGGAUGCAUUAUCUCUAAUUGGUAAUAAGUAG